Rhagoletis zephyria (snowberry fruit fly) is the source of this 456-nucleotide messenger RNA. RefSeq lists its product as uncharacterized. The record is from RefSeq and is a predicted model, not a curated record. Lineage: Eukaryota; Metazoa; Arthropoda; Insecta; Diptera; Tephritidae.
AUGGCUGGAAAUAAGAAUGAGGACACCAGUACCAAUUGUGCGGCCGGUAAUUCUUCGGGUGGCGGCGGCACCACCAGCAGCAGCGGCGACACCAAAUCGAAGGCCACCAACCCUUUCUUCAUCUUCCUGCACGAGUUUCGACAAAAUUUAGCCAAACGUGGCGCCAUCAAACAAAUGACAGCCAAACAGAUUGCCUGCGCAGCCGGCUCACGUUGGCGUCAAAUGUCCCCUGAUGAGAAGCUCACCUAUGUGGUGUGGGCGCGCAAGAAUCAGCAACAGUUGGAUCCGCGCUUGCGUUUGGCCUCAUCUAAGUCGCAACAACAACAACAUCAUCACGGUAGCAGCAAGAGUGGUGAGGGGAAGAGCAAACGUGAUGGCGGUGGCACAUAUCGGGGUGGUGUAACACGCCCGAGGCGAGGCAGCAUGAAGAAACGUCGUCCAAGUUAUAUCAAAUAA